UUCCCCUUCGCCCCCUCCUCGUAGAAAUCUGUAAUAAGUUCAAUCUUUUGCCCGGCCAGCUUACUCCAAAUGCUCACCGGUUUUUGAAUUGUUUUGUAAAUAUUUGUGAAUCUCUGAACAUCAAACCUUCCCUUGAUCUCUUCCUUCAUAUGUAUGAUGUCUUGCCCGGGACUAGUAACUGCCCGGGCUUUGUUUACUUCCAUUCCCGUGCCAACUCUAGGGGUUUUUUAACCGGUCUCCCCCCUAGCCACAAGAAAUGGAAACAAAGAUUUGUUUUCAUUGAAUUUCCCCCUGACCAAUUUCCCCUCUCUAACCGUGAGUGGGCUGACCGGGUUAUAAAACCUGAAAGGGUUCACCCUGUGCCCACUAAAGAGCUUGAGGACGCUUGCGAGAAACUUCUCAAGGGUGAUCCUGUGACCGGGAAACCUUAUGCUUAUGGGGGCUGGGUGUACCGGUUGUCCAACCCGGAUGGGGGUAUGUCUGCGACCCAUGACGCAGAAGAUGACCGGGCGAACUCCCCGGAUGGUCAUGCUGAGGGCAGUUCUCCUCAUUCAAACAUGGAAUUCAACAGGAUGACCACCAUCAUCGAAGAUGACGAUGAUGAUAUUCAAGUCCUCCAUUCUGGCCGGUCACCUCUUUCCAAGCCUCCUUCUACUCCUCAUAUCCCUGAAAUGGAUGAGGCCACAAGUGCCCGGUGUAGCCCUAUCCCUGAACAAAGCCAGAAGCUGAAAUCUCCUCCAGCCACCCAUCUCUCUGAAAAUGACCGGGUCCCUUCUCCUAAGAAGGAUGUCAAGGCCAAAGGAAAGGAGACCGGUCAUUCUUCCUCUCACAAAAGGAAGGGUUCCCACAAGACUUCCAAGGGAGAAAAGAAGAAGAAGGUCAGGCUAUCAGAUUUGGAGGGGGAGUCCAUCGAAGUAACUUUCCUAUCCCUGGCCAAAAAACUUAGCAAGGUUGGAGUUCUAUCCGAAGAAGUUGGCCGGUCACUCCUGGAAUCCAAGGACCAGGUCUCCGAACUCACCCUCCUUCUUGAUUCUGCCAAGUUGGAGAUCAAUGACCUGGUCGAAAGGGAGAAGAAGCUGGAGGAAGAGCUAAUGGCUGAAAGGGCCAGGUUAGAGGAGGAGAGGACCAAGUUUGCCCUUCUGGAGGAGGAAAGGAAUAGAAAGGUGGCCGAGCUUGAGGAUGCGUUGGGCCAGGCUGAAGAAUCUGCCCGGGCAAAGGAGGAGGCCUUUCCCACCUUGGCUGCUGACUGGGCUGCACGCCAUCACACGGAGGUUGCCCGGUCCAUUCUCACUACCCCGGCGGAAACUAUGGACUUCUUCCAAGUCAUGUAUCAAGAGCCAGAGGGUAAGAGGAUGAUAACCGAGAUCGGUUCAUAUGGCUUUCAGUGUGGCCAAAAGGAUGAGAGGUCUCUUCUCUAUGCUCGGCUUCAGAAGAGGGACCCUUCAUUUGAUCCGGCCAAGAUGAAGCUUCCUCCUNAUAUAGUACCUGACCAAGUCAUCCAUCCAAAUAUCAUCUGGCUCCACUCGAUCUGGAUUGGGCUGUCCAUCUUCCUCUAUCAUGCUAACAGAAAACCCUUCAAUGCUGGCUUUCUCCAGCGUCUCAAUCCUGGCCAGCUUGGACACAUGCUCCGGGGCUGCUUGCGUCAAUUUUGAUAGCAAGUCAGCAUCGGUGUUUUCCCCCCUAGGGAUUUGCUCCAUCACAUACUCAUUCAAAUCCUUCAAUAAUGCCCUUGCCAAGUCCCUGUACUU
This is a messenger RNA of Cuscuta campestris, 1748 nucleotides long. The record is from the annotation of a GenBank genome assembly. Lineage: Eukaryota; Viridiplantae; Streptophyta; Magnoliopsida; Solanales; Convolvulaceae.